AUGGACAACUUGUACAGUUCCGCCCCAGAGUAUAUGGGCAACACCAUAUCAGACAUCAACCAACAGCUUUUGAAUGGUAUUGGCGCCGAUUAUGAUUUUGAAGACCUUUCAUCCGAAGCAUUGUCAUCCGAAGAAUUGAUCAAACAGUUCGACUUAGAAGCAACUCAAGACAUGGCUCCGAGUACAGUCACGGAAAACCCUCAGCUUCCAGUUGAUCCUAACCUUCUGUCGACCGUUGACACUCCGGCUUCAUGCAACCUAAACUCCCCGUCGGAUAUGUCCAACAACUUGGGAGCUCCAAUGGCUCAUGUUAGCCAUCAGCUACAGGACCCAAUUCUCGUGCCAAGGACAUCUUUGGUGCAGCAGCCCCGACCAGUUCAUCAAGCUAUGGCACAACCCAACAUGCCUGCAGUGAGAAAUGCGGCCUCCGCUAGAGGUUCCCAAAGCUUUGAUCUCGCAGCAAAUGUUCAGUUGCCACUCUAUAGCACUCGUGGGCAAGCAAACCCCCUCGUUCAGCCCAAUUACCCCGUCUACAACUCCUAUCAACCCAGUUAUCAUUACCCGGAAAAUGGUAUCGAAGGGAACUACGGUACUCAAGGUAUUGCCCAGUAUCCGCUUCAGCCUCCAGCCGCAAUCUCAACACAGUCUAUGCACAACAUAAUCCAAGUAAGCAAAUGCGCCAGUUGCCGUCGCGACCCUCACCCUGGCCCAUGCUUUCCGCAUGCAGUUCCCCAGAAUCGUCGACCACCUCAACAAAAAAUCCAGCAAGUGCCAUACCAAGAACCAGAUGGCCGGCCGGCUUGGUUGCAGACACCUCCUAAGCGCAAGCGGCAAGCUGCAUUUGACGACGACUCCGACCUGGAAGUUCCCUCAAAGCAGCCUCAUAAGAAGGGACGAAAUCCCAGGACUAAACGUGGAAAGGAAAAGGAUCCUGAGAUUGGAAUCAAGAUGUAUGGGCUGUUCCGCUUCCCGACUCUAGACUGGAUCUCGCGUAGAGGAUUCGAAUUCUCGUACUUGCCCACAGGACAAUGGGAGAAAAAGAUUCUACUCUCGGCCGAGGACUUGAAGGACUAUAUCUACAACUGUCCUCGAAGUUCAAGGCUGUGGAUUCAACAAAAUCCAGCGCAGUGCACAGAACGAACUAUCGAUGCCGACACUAUCUGUCGGUACUCGAAAUGCCCAGAUGCAAACCACACGAUACGACCUGGCUGGUGCCGCAUAGCGUUUGACGAGUUUUAUCCCUAUACCUCCUGUGGCCAGAAAGAUCCUUUCAAGAUGGCCGGUGUUAUGCAUCUCUGGUGCUUCGAGCAGUGCAUAGACCCCGUAGAGGUGAUGGCAAAUGGGAGGAUGGUGCCAGAUGAUCGCGAUGAUGGGGACCUUGUCAAGGAGAAACUAAACAAAAUGGCCAUCACUCGAGAUUCUGAUACAAGGAUCGUCGAGGAUACUAUCAGGCCUUGGUUUAGAAAGCGUGCAGGUCAAGCACGACAAGCCCCGUAUGCGAAUCACGAGGACUCUCUCUCCUUCGCGCUGGUUAAGCACCAUCUGGAUCACCAAGUCGGGGCUCGUCAUAGGAGCCGCGGCGGCCGCAAUAAGGAUAGGCCAGAAAGCGAGUUGAAGACCAUUGACGUUCACAUGGGCCGCCUUGACUUCUGGGCUGAGCGUGACACUGCUUCCAGGAAGAAAAGGGCGUCGAAGCAGUCCCGUGCUGUUGCGCCUGAGCCGGAUAAGUUACCUACUCCGAUGACCUCCAAUGGACUUCUUCCUACACGAAAGUCUGCUGAAUUGACACCCAAUGGCUCGACAAAGAACUUCAGCGAUAUGCUGUCCAGUGUUUCCGUUGACAAUAACUAUCAGUUUGAAUACGGCGGAUUCAGUCCCAGGUUGAAGGAGGAGCCAGUCGAGAAGCUCGAGGACAACUCAAACUGGUCCAAGCCUCCCACAGGCGAACCAAGAUUAUCAAUCAGCGCUCUUCUGUCCCCUAGCGACUUCUUUUUGGGACAGGAGACCUUUGUGCAACCAUGUCCUAAGGUAGAGACUCAUCGCCAAGAUCAGCUUGUCUUGCCACCACGACGAAGCCCCCGCUUCUCGGCUGGAAACACUCGUCAGUCUUUCCAGACCGAGACCAAGGCUACCACUUCCCCAGCAAAAUUUCAAGCCUCUGGCUCGUUGUUGCCUACGGAGGGUUCUAGGAAAGAAUCCCUGGCUGUGCCCUCUACACCAAAGGGCCAGAGAGCUCCUUCGUUGAGUGACGACAGUCUUUUCGGCUCGCCAGUCAAGGACAAAUCCCCUCGCCAGGCGUCUAUUCGCGCUGGCGAGGAAGUUCAGGGCUCACCUUUGAGGAGAAGCAGCAGAAUGAGCGCUAAGAAGACGCCUUGA
Fusarium redolens is the source of this 2376-nucleotide messenger RNA. RefSeq lists its product as uncharacterized. The record is from RefSeq and is a predicted model, not a curated record. The transcript is spliced from 2 exons. NCBI's taxonomy places the organism in Eukaryota, Fungi, Ascomycota, Sordariomycetes, Hypocreales, Nectriaceae. The coding region runs from base 1 to 2376 and encodes 791 amino acids.